Molecule: messenger RNA, 1138 nt
Organism: Hordeum vulgare subsp. vulgare (domesticated barley)
Lineage: Eukaryota; Viridiplantae; Streptophyta; Magnoliopsida; Poales; Poaceae
Exons: 6
Coding region: 2-1138 (378 amino acids)
Source: RefSeq, a predicted model, not a curated record
AAUGAAAGGAUGCCAAGCUUUUGGAGUGACCCUUCUCGUGUCAUAUCUUGUUCUAGCCACCAGAGGAGAAGAUGUAAGAACUACAAAGAACAGGGAAAAUAUUGACCAGAUUCGACAAGUUAAUGAAACUAUUGUGACGGAUGUUGGAGAUGUCUAUGACUGCAUUGAUGUGAAUCUUCAACCAGCAUUUAACCAUCCAUUGUUGAAAGACCACAAAAUUCAGAUGGAGCCAAGUUCCUUUCCGAAUGGACUAAAUGUCAAGUCUCCAUUCCUACGUGUCGAAUCCGAAGCUCAUCUAUCUAUCAUUGAAUGCCCAAUUGGAACAAUUCCAAUACUUCGUAACAAUGGAAAUGAUCUUAUAGCAGGACACAAUAUUGAUGCAGCGUUUACCAAGUUUAAGCAACAAGGGGUGGCAGGAAUUAAAAAUUAUGAUAAUGUAUAUGGGGCACGAGCUACAAUAAAUGUUUAUGAGCCAAAAGUGAAGAAAGAUAGUAAAGACCUCAGUGCAACGGGGGUUCAAAUUGAUAAUGGGCCAAAUGGACUUGAAGGUAUAAUUGUUGGUUAUUCGGUAGCUCCAAACUUGGUUGGUGAUAGCUUCGCGAGGUUUCAUAUUGCUUGGGAUGACGGCGCAUCGAACAAGUCAUGCUAUGAUCACACAUGUCCUGGUUUCGUGCAAGUUAACCACAACUUUGCUCUUGGUGGAAGAUUACAACAUGUUUCAGUCUAUAAUGGGAAACAAUAUGUAAUUAAGAUCCUUAUUUUCAAGGACACAAAGACAAAUAAUUGGUGGGUAGCGUAUGGUGAAGCGAAUAUACCCAUCGGAUACUGGCCAAAUUCAUUAUUCACUUACCUUAGGGAUAAAGGUAAUUACACAUUAUGGGGUGGGCAUGUUUCGGGUCCGACGGCUUCAUCUGAUUCUCCGCAAAUGGGUAGUGGGCAUUUUGCCUCCGAAGGACAUGGCAAAGCAGCUUUCAUAAAAAGCAUCCAAAUUAUUGACGAGAAUAACAAGCUUGUUACUCCAAAUGAGAACAGAGUCGUUGUUGGCACUAGUGAUAUAACAAAAUACACUGUUGAUGGUUAUGGCAUUGAUAAGGAGGGCAUGCAUAUGUAUUAUGGUGGACCAGGUAAUUUCGUGUAA